This is a messenger RNA of Tripterygium wilfordii, 1138 nucleotides long. RefSeq lists its product as uncharacterized. The transcript is spliced from 6 exons. The record is from RefSeq and is a predicted model, not a curated record. The coding region runs from base 560 to 880 and encodes 106 amino acids. NCBI's taxonomy places the organism in Eukaryota, Viridiplantae, Streptophyta, Magnoliopsida, Celastrales, Celastraceae.
GUACACCCACAAAUCCGCCAAUCAGGAGGGUUGUUGUAAAGUACAACCAAGGUGCACCAACUUUGCAUGUUUUCUACUUUCCACAACCUCCACCCUCCUCCUUCCUCCCUCUUUUGGUUCAGAGCAAUCAGAGAUCGAAAGGUUGAUAGAGAGAGAGAGCGAGAGAGGAGGGGAGAGAGAAAGGAAGAGGAAGCCCUUUGGUUUGAAUCAAUAACCAGAGGACCAACUGUUGCAGGAAGGAGAGGAUAGCACAAUUCAUCAAUAUUCAAACAAUGCCAUUUUUGAGGAUUGAUAAGCCUCUCCUUCCUGGAAAUAGCGUUUCGCAGCCUUCACUUGAGAGAUCUCUGUUGUGGCGCUUGUGAAUGCACACUUGUAGAUUUGUUCCGUCUUGGAUCUGCCAUCUUUUUGCCUGCAUGGGAGCAGAGGUUGUUUUGGAUGCUGUACUAAACCCCCACUGAUUACUGCGGUGGAUGAACCAUCAAAAGGACUACAAAUUCAAGGCCGAAAGGUUAAGAAAUCCAGCAUACCAGAGGAUUUCUGGAGCACUAGUGCAGGUGAUAUGGACAAUAGUGCGGUACAGUCCCAACGAAGUAUCUCUUCAAUAAGCACAUCAAACCAGCCCCAUGAUGCUGCUGGUAGCUCAAGCAACCCUUCUGAAUUUGUAAAUCAUGGUCUUCUUCUCUGGAACCAAACAAGGCAGCAAUGGCUUGGAAAUAGAAAAUCUAAGGAGAAGGCGCAAGUUCGAGAGCCCACGAUCAGUUGGAAUGCGACUUAUGAGAGUUUACUUGGGACCAGCAAGCCUUUCCCCCACCCCGUCCCUCUUCCUGAAAUGGUGGAUUUUCUAGUUGAUGUUUGGGAGCAAGAGGGCUUGUAUGAUUGAACAAAGCGAAUCCACGAAAGCUCUUACGAACUCUUUUCUUCAUUCCGUUUACCUCAGAUGAGGCUUUGUUUCUGCAUAGGAUUGCAACUGUUUUAUAUCUUGGGUUAUAUUACACCCAAGAGAGAUGCAUUAUUGUGGAAUCUUAGUUGGUUUGAUGGUCAUCUUUUGUAUGAUAAUAAUGCUCGCGGAGCUCCUCUUCGAAGCCUUUUGAUUAAGAAAUCACCAGCUUCACUCAAGAAGAGUUGCUUCAACUAUCAA